GUCACACCUCCAGCCCUCAUCCUAUAUAAUGCUGAACCCGACCAUACCUGAUACAGGACCCGCCGACUACUACUACCCCACACAGGAAACUGAUAAAGUCUUGGUAAUCAUGGGACCGUCCUCUGCAUUCCUUCUGGCCCUAAUUGGUGUCUCCUUCAUAUUUAUAUAUGCUGGACCAGUCACUGACCCUCAAUGCCCAAUAAACCAAGAAUUCAAUAGGUGUGGCUCUGCCUGCCCAGCAAACUGCAGCCACCCUGACCCUCCCGCAUGCAUUAAGAUAUGCAAGAAGGGAUGUUUCUGCAAGAAGGGCUACCUAGACAAUGAAUUAGGAGGCUGCAUCAAAGAAGAGAUAUGCAGAGCUUGUACAGGGAACAAAGUGUACAAUAGCUGCGGGAGCGCCUGUCCUAAAACAUGCAGCAACUGGAACCAAACGGGGCGGAUCUGCACCAUGCAAUGCGUCAGUAACUGUUUCUGUAGACCCGGAUUUGUGAUCCUGAGUGAGGGUGAUGACGAGACCCGCUGCGUCCUUCCCAAGGAUUGCCCCCCUGUUAAAAAACAAUGAAACUGAAGCCUUAUGCAGGAUUACAGGAUGCUAAUAUAAAAAAGACUCUGGCACUUAUAUUAGCUGUGUGUUUACAUAAAAUACACACACAUACACACACACACACACAUACAGUAUGCAAUAUAUGUAUAUAUUAAUGUCACAUUUUAUGUUGAUCAUACACUUGGUAGUUGAAUUAUUGCAAAAUAAGUUUACCGUCUUGUGUUUUAAAGUCAAUUAUCACAGAAUAAAACACGUUUCCUA
Molecule: messenger RNA, 805 nt
Organism: Rana temporaria (common frog)
Lineage: Eukaryota; Metazoa; Chordata; Amphibia; Anura; Ranidae
Product: serine protease inhibitor swm-1-like
Exons: 4
Coding region: 29-562 (177 amino acids)
Source: RefSeq, a predicted model, not a curated record